This is a messenger RNA of Verticillium dahliae VdLs.17, 1572 nucleotides long. RefSeq lists its product as uncharacterized. NCBI's taxonomy places the organism in Eukaryota, Fungi, Ascomycota, Sordariomycetes, Glomerellales, Plectosphaerellaceae. The record is from RefSeq and is a predicted model, not a curated record. The coding region runs from base 1 to 1494 and encodes 497 amino acids. The transcript is spliced from 4 exons.
AUGAGUGUCAUCAGGUCAAGAACGUCUCUUCCAAGCGGCACCAACUGGCCACCCAACUCGAUAAAGACGCCACACUUUUUCAUUACCGCCACUCCUUUGCUGAAUUCUACUCGGGACUUCCUUGGCUAUGCAGACAUGAUCUGGCAACAGUCUUGGCCAUUCCGCUUCAACCCGGCCGAACGCGACAAUAACACCUGGGAGAAGAUCGAUCUUGCGCGCCUUAUGAGUUUUGGUUCCGCCAAAUGGCAAAACCAGAAUAAGACCCUGGGAGCUGGGAAAAGGCAUGAUGAAUAUGUGACGGCCCUGAAGGACCAGCACAUUCCCUUGUUCUUGCUGAAUCCAAAGCUUGUGGAAUCCUUUGGUGACGUUGUCAAGUGUGGUAUUGACUUUGCCCGCAUGGCUGUGGGCCGCAUGAUGGACAUCUUACAAAUACGCCAGGGCAUGUUGGAUCCGCUCACACUCCCAGAUGGUCAAAUCUGUCACCCUGGGGAUGGCAUUCCUCCUAUCGAGGUAUGCCGUGUUGAGUUGGGGAUGCGAGCGGACCGAAGGCCUGUUGUGAGGGCCGUGUUGAGCUCGUUACAUGAGAACAUGAUGACGCCCGCCAUGUCAAAGAUGGCACAGCACACUGGCCGUGGAUCGGUCACAGGGUCUUCAGGGAUGAUGAUACACCCUGGUAUGUACAGACGUGCCAUGCUUAUUGGCACGGAUGUUCGGAAUCAGAUCCUGACACAUCCAUCGGUCAGAUGCAUGAAACUUCUGGGGGACAUGGAGGCCAUGUACAAUGUCAUGAAGCCUGAUGGGAUGCACUCUGACAAGGGCAAGAAGACCGUCACGACUGCCGAUGUCGAAUUGGGGCAACCUAUUGAGUCUCAAGGUCCUCUGACAAGCUCGCAAGCGCGGAAGAGGGCCGCAGAGGCAGAAAAGCGGAGACCGGAGACAGCGGCCGGUGUCGCUGAGAUGAAGCGCGUGGCCCUGAACGACCACACGGGGGGUCUCCACUGGUACUUUUACCAUACUCGCCCAACGGACGAGUUUUCGUUCCCGUCAGAUCGGCUGGAGAUAAUGCGGUACGUGGUGAACAAAUCACCCAAGUACGCCUUCACGUUGGGGAUGGCACUACGUUGUCAGAAGACGAAUGAACGGCUAUUGGUCAUUGUGAACAACCCUGGCUACGCAACUCGACAAAGCCUUGAGCAGCAAGAGCCCCCACAAAAUUUCGAGCGCGAGGAUGCCAUCAAUCGAACGCAAGCACCAAUUGAUCGGCGCAUCGAGGGCGAACAGCUUACCAUCUGCGCGUUCGAGAUCAUGGCAACAUACCUGGGUCAACGGUGCAAUCGGUAUCCUCGCAAAGGUGCCGAAUGGUACGAAUAUGACGGUCAAAAGAUGACAGAUCUCGGGGAGUUUUAUUCAGCCAUUGCCCGGACAACGAUCCUGAACCCCGACCUCUUCUCUAACAUGACGCCGCAAUUUAUCAGAGAGCUUGCCGUAAGCUAGAAGCCCGGCAUGGAAAUUUCUCGUGAGGUGAUAGCGGGGGAAGUGCCCAUCCUACCGAUCGAGGGCCAUAUCGAGUUG